AUGGCACGCUCCCUGUACCACUGGCUAUGGCAGCAUGAGUUCUGGCUGCCUCCAGGCAUCACCUGGGAGGACAUGCAGGAGUCUGAAGACAUCCAAUACCCUCAGCCCCGAGAUCUGCUGCUCAGCAUCCCCUUUGCCUUGCUCUUGGUUGUCGUUCGCUGUGCCUUUGAGAGAGCCAUAGCCCUGCCCCUCAGUACCAAACUGGGAGUGAAAGACAAGCAGAAACCAAAAGCUCAGCCCAACCCUGUGCUGGAAAUGUUCUACAGCAGGCGCUGCAAGAACCCCAAAGAGGCGGAGCUGCUGAGGCUGGCAGGGCAGUGCCAGCUGCCGCUGCGGACGGUGGAGCGCUGGUUCCGGCGCCGCAGGAACGCAGACAGACCCUGCCUCUCCAAGAAGUUCUGUGAGGCCUGCUGGAGGUUUGUAUUCUACAUCAUCUCCUUCUUCACUGGCCUUGCUGUCCUCCAUGAUAAGCCUUGGUUUUGGGACCACAGAGAGUGCUGGACAGGAUACCCACAGCAGCCUCUCCUACCCUCCCUGUUCUGGUACUACCUGCUGGAGCUCUCCUUCUACUGGUCCCUAGUCUUCACCCUGCCCUUUGAUGUGAAGAGGAAGGAUUUCAAGGAGCAGAUAGUCCACCAUGCUGCCACCAUCUUCCUCAUCAGCUUCUCAUAUUGUGCCAACUACAUCCGCAUCGGGACGCUGGUGCUGGUGAUCCACGAUGCCUCCGACUGCUUCCUGGAGCCAACCAAGAUCUUCAAUUACAUGAAGUGGAAGAAAACCUGUAACAGCCUCUUCAUGAUCUUCUCAGCUGUCUUCCUCUUCAGCCGCCUGCUGGUCUACCCCUACACAGUGCUGUACAACACCUACUAUUACUCCAUGGAGAUCUUCCAACCCUUCUUUGGAUACUACUUUGUGAAUGCUCUCCUGGUCAUCCUGCAGCUGCUCCAUGUCUUCUGGUCCUGCCUGAUCCUUCACAUGGUCUACAAGUUCAUCCUGCAGGGCACGAUGGAAAAGGACAUGAGAAGUGACACAGAAGAAAGUGACAAGGAUGAAGAAAGGGAGAAGCUGAGAGAGAAGGAGCAGAAUGGGAUCAGCCAUUUCAGCAGCACCACGAGCAGCAGCCCCACGCAGAGGAAUGGGUCUGGGGUGCUGAGCAGCAGGACCCAGCUCACCAAUGGCCACCUCAAGGAGCGGUAG
This is a messenger RNA of Indicator indicator, 1197 nucleotides long. Its product is annotated as ceramide synthase 4-like. Lineage: Eukaryota; Metazoa; Chordata; Aves; Piciformes; Indicatoridae. The transcript is spliced from 10 exons. Gene Ontology annotation, cellular component: membrane. Gene Ontology annotation, molecular function: DNA binding; sphingosine N-acyltransferase activity. The record is from RefSeq and is a predicted model, not a curated record. Gene Ontology annotation, biological process: ceramide biosynthetic process. Bases 1 to 1197 code for a protein of 398 amino acids.